Molecule: messenger RNA, 453 nt
Organism: Fonsecaea pedrosoi CBS 271.37
Lineage: Eukaryota; Fungi; Ascomycota; Eurotiomycetes; Chaetothyriales; Herpotrichiellaceae
Exons: 1
Coding region: 1-453 (150 amino acids)
Biological process (GO): protein insertion into mitochondrial inner membrane from matrix; mitochondrial respiratory chain complex III assembly
Cellular component (GO): mitochondrial inner membrane
Molecular function (GO): ATP binding; ATP hydrolysis activity
Source: RefSeq, a predicted model, not a curated record
AUGCCCAUCUCACUACCAGACUUGACGGACAUGAAACUGAACAACUUGAUGGAACAAAUGAUCAGGGGCUCGAUUCUCCUACUGGAAGACAUAGAACGUUCCAAUCUCUUGUGCCAUCAAGCCCAGGUCUCCAAACCAUCCAAAGGUGUCACUGUUGGUGGAUUGUUGAGCGCACUUGACGGGGUGGGCUCUUCAUACCAUCUCGCGAUUGCAACCACAAAUAACAAGGAGACGCUAGAUGAUGCCUUGAUUCGGGAUGGGCGUCUAGGUGAAAUACUACGAACUUCUGCCCUCUACACCAGAUCAAAGGAAGGCAUACUUCAAGCACUUCUACGGCGAGACGAAUGGACCGUCCAGGCAGAACAAGUUGCCUCAGUGACUACGGGACCACAAAAGGCUACCUCCCCGAGUCUAUUGUGGGACAAACCUUGGGGGAAGCGGAACACAUACUAA